Drosophila subobscura is the source of this 1088-nucleotide messenger RNA. RefSeq names its product sideroflexin-1-3-like. The record is from RefSeq and is a predicted model, not a curated record. Gene Ontology annotation, cellular component: mitochondrial inner membrane. NCBI's taxonomy places the organism in Eukaryota, Metazoa, Arthropoda, Insecta, Diptera, Drosophilidae. Bases 108 to 1073 code for a protein of 321 amino acids. The transcript has a single exon. Gene Ontology annotation, molecular function: monoatomic ion transmembrane transporter activity. Gene Ontology annotation, biological process: serine import into mitochondrion; monoatomic ion transport.
UCGAUUGCAGGUCCAUUUGGGUAAAACAGAGCUUAUCCCCUGAAGAAUGGAAUAAGAAAUUCCAUAGUGAAAUUUGCGGCGCUCUUAAAUAGUUUGAAAUUUGCGAAAUGGCCCCUCUGCCCCGUGUGGAUAUUGAUCAGCCCAAGUAUGACCAGAGUACUUAUGUGGGCAGGGCGAAGCACUUCUUCCUGGUGACCAAUCCGCUCAAUGUGCUCGCCAGCAACAAGAAGCUGGAGGAAGCGCGCCAGAUUGUGCUGAAGUACAGGGCCGGCAAGGAGGUGCCCGAGUGCGAGACGAUUGAGGAUGUGUGGAGGGCCAAGUACCUGUACGAUUCGGCCUUCCAUCCGGAGACGGGGGAGAGGCAGAUCAUCAUUGGCCGCAUGUCGGCCCAAAUGCCAAUGAACACGCUCAUCACCGGCGGCAUGAUGGCCUUCUACCAGAGCACACGUGCCGUCGUCUUCUGGCAGUGGUUCAAUCAAACAUUCAACGCCAUCGUCAACUACACGAACCGGUCGGGUGCCUCGCCCGUUAGCAAGUCGCAGCUGCUGACCUCCUACUGCCUGGCCACCAGCGGUGCCCUGGCCACGGCGCUGUCCCUCAACCGGGCUGUGAAGAUGAUGAAUCCGCUGGUGGGUCGCCUGGUGCCACUCGUGGCCGUGGCUGCCGGCAACUGCAUCAAUAUACCCUGCAUGCGCAUGCAGGAGAUUCGCAACGGGAUCGUCCUGCUGGACGAGAAGAACACUGAGGUGGGCGUGUCCAGAAAGGCCGCCUGCCUUGGCAUCUCUGCUGUUAUCCUAAGCAGAAUCAGCAUGGCCAUACCCGGGAUGACCAUGACGCCGGUGCUCAUGAACGUGCUGGAGAAGAGGGGCUUCCUGGCAAAAUACCCAAACUGGAAUGCUCCCAUCCAGACCCUGUUCUGCGGCUUUGUGCUGAUCUUUGCCACACCCAUGGGCUGUGCGUUCUUCAGGCAGCGAGCUGCCAUCAAGGUGGCCAGUCUCGAGACGAAGGUACGCGAAAAUAUCCAAAAGAAACGACCCGAUCUGGACACUGUAUGGUACAACAAGGGCUUGUGAGGAGCAACACUUUCU